This is a messenger RNA of Raphanus sativus (radish), 1119 nucleotides long. RefSeq names its product ervatamin-B-like. The record is from RefSeq and is a predicted model, not a curated record. Bases 76 to 1119 code for a protein of 347 amino acids. Gene Ontology annotation, molecular function: cysteine-type endopeptidase activity. Lineage: Eukaryota; Viridiplantae; Streptophyta; Magnoliopsida; Brassicales; Brassicaceae. Gene Ontology annotation, cellular component: lysosome. The transcript is spliced from 2 exons.
AUACAUCAUAACAUCCGUCACACACUAUACAUAGAUAGCCGUUCUCCCAAUUUUAACAUCUUCACCUCAUCAAAAAUGGUCUUGCGAGUGUCUUAUGUUUUGGUGGUUCUGACCAUUCUUUCCAUGGAUCAUAGGAUCUCUCAAGCCACAUCCCGUGUUGCUUUUCAGGAGCCAUCCAUUGCUCAUCACUUCCAACAAUGGAUGAUCCAGUUCUCUCGAGUAUAUAGCAAUGAUUCUGAGAAACAGAUGAGGCUGGAAGUGUUCAAGAAAAACUUGGAGUACAUUGAGAACUUCAACACUAAGGCGAAUCAAAGCUACAAACUUGGUGUCAACGAGUUCACGGAUCAGACUAAGGAAGAGUUCUUAGCCACCCACACCGGUCUUAUUAGGGGCAUUAAUCUAACUUCAUCAUCCGAAGCGGUUGAUGAAUCGAUGUCAUCAUGGAAAUGGAACGUCAGUAAUAACGUCGGCGAGAGCAAAGAUUGGAGAAUGGAAGGAGCGGUAACACCUGUCAAACAGCAGGGACAAUGUUCUAGUUGUUGGGCGUUCUCGGCGAUUGCAGCGGUGGAAGGUCUGACGAAGAUUACCCGAGGAAACCUCAUAUCACUGUCCGAACAGCAGCUUAUAGAUUGUGACGGAGAACCUAACGAAGGUUGCAAGGGAGGAACAAUGGAAGAAGCUUUCACCUACAUAACACAAAACGGAGGCAUUUGUUCAGAAGAAGCAUACCCUUACCAAGAGAGAGAUGGGACUUGCCAGUCCAAGUCUGAACUCGCCAUGCAGAUCAGAGGUUUCCAAUACGUUCCACGCAACAACGAGCGUGCAUUGCUCGAGGCUGUAUCGAUGCAGCCCGUCUCGGUGUGCAUUGCCGCAUUGGCUGAAAGUUUCAGCCAUUACUCAAGCGGAGUGUACAGUGAUCCAGCCUGUGGGAUCGCCACGACUCAUGCAGUGACGUUGGUUGGAUAUGGGACGAGCCCGGAAGGGAUUAAGUAUUGGCUGGCUAAGAACUCUUGGGGUGAGUCUUGGGGAGAGAAUGGUUACAUUAGACUCCGUAGAGAUGUGGAGUGGCCUCAAGGCAUGUGUGGUCUUGCUCAGUAUGGUUCUUAUCCAGUUGCUUGA